Molecule: messenger RNA, 4346 nt
Organism: Mus musculus (house mouse)
Lineage: Eukaryota; Metazoa; Chordata; Mammalia; Rodentia; Muridae
Gene: Metap1d
Product: methionyl aminopeptidase type 1D (mitochondrial)
Exons: 8
Coding region: 79-873 (264 amino acids)
Biological process (GO): post-translational protein modification; proteolysis
Cellular component (GO): mitochondrion
Molecular function (GO): initiator methionyl aminopeptidase activity; metal ion binding; metalloaminopeptidase activity
Source: RefSeq, a predicted model, not a curated record
CGCUUCUGGGCUUUGAGAGCGCGGCUACUCCAGUGGGCGGAGCUGCGAGGCUCUCUUGGCCACGUGACCGGAGCCAACAUGGCGGCGCCCAUCGGCGUCCCCCUGCUCGUCCGUGGAGGUUGUCAGAGAAUUCUGUCUUCGCCACUCAAUCAUAUCUACUUACACAAGCGGUCAGGCAGUCAACAAAGAAGACAUUUCUUUUUCUGGAGACAAAGGGAUAUCUCCCACAGUGUGGUUUCACCGGCUGCCGUCUCUCCCGCACAUCCUGUCCCCAAGCGCAUAAAGAAGCCAGACUACGUGACGACAGGCAUUGUGCCGGACUGGGGAGACAGCAUAGAAGUGAAGGAUGAAGAUCAGAUUCAAGGGCUUCGUGAGGCUUGUCGGCUGGCGAGACACGUCCUCCUCCUGGCUGGGAAGAGUUUAAAGGUUGACAUGACAACUGAAGAGAUAGAUGCGCUUGUUCAUUGGGAAAUCAUCAGGCAUGACGCAUAUCCCUCACCUCUGGGCUAUGGACGCUUUCCAAAAUCUGUUUGCACCUCUGUAAACAACGUGCUCUGUCAUGGCAUUCCUGACAGCCGACCUCUUCAGGAUGGAGAUAUUAUCAACAUUGAUGUCACGGUCUAUUACAAUGGCUACCAUGGAGACACCUCUGAAACCUUUCUGGUGGGCAAUGUGGAUGAAAGUGGUAAAAAGUUAGUGGAGGUUGCCAGGAGGUGUAGAGAUGAAGCGAUUGCAGCCUGCAGAGCUGGGGCCCCCUUCUCUGUAAUUGGAAACACAAUCAGUCGAAGGGGGCAGAGAACACUGGAUUCUUAUUCAGGCAUUCUGUGGAGUUCUGCAUUCAUGGCUGUGUCUAAAGGGCAUGUCAGCCUUUGAUUCUCUCUGAGAGCUACAUAAAAAAAAAAAAGCAACAUCGAAGAAGAGUGGAAUUCAAAGUGACAUUGGAUUUUAGCUAUCUGGACGCGAAGGUCAGUUUGGGCAGAGUAUGAAUUUGCAUGAACAGGCUCCUUUGAAAACCAGAUCAACCCCCAACAACUAUACCAGGAGAACUAUGUGCAAAAUAACAGACAAUGAACUUUUUACUCUUACCCUAAUGCAUUUCAUUAUUUAGAUAGUUUAUGUCUGCUGCUGGCGAGAAGGCUGGCCCCGAUUCUGACGGAUGUUUGUUCUGGUGAAUUACAGCAGUAUUUCUGGGCAUCUAUUGUUUCGCCUUUUCUUAUUCAGGAAAAAAAAAUCUUUAAGGAGUAAAUAAACAAAUGAGAUUCACCUUUGAGCCAAAAAGUACUUGAAAUCUUUACAGACCGAAGGUUUACAAACAUCUUUCAACUGGGUCUCCUUUCUUUAAGAUAGUCCGUCGCCGUCUGCCAUAGCCUCCUUCUGCUGAUAGACUCUGAGAACACCCAAGCAACUUUGCACAUCUUGAAUGCUACCCCAAACCCUGAGGUUUCUAAAACUUGAAAUCCUGCUCAGAAACCUAAAGAAUAGAAGGAUGACUGUGAGGAAGUGUCAGUCAGCGAGAUUUUAUGAAGGCAGUUCACUCUGUGCCCUUUGGCUUCAUGAGCGACUCCCAGUGAUCUCUAGGCCAUGGUGCUAUUACACCCACUCUCUAACCACUUUUGCUCCACGAUAAUCUCUGUAUUAUCCAUAUGUGUGAGAGGAACACGAGCGUGCAGCCACAGGCAUCACUAGUCUAUGACAGUUUACUCCAAAAUAAUUUAAACUUAGGCUUGGAGAUGUCAUGACGAAACUAUCAAUAAAUGGGGUUUUUCAAUGUUUAAUUCAUAAGUAUAUAUUUUGAUAUUAAUUUAGAACAAUACAAAGCAAGAUUUUUUUAGAAAAAUAAUCUCUUUCUAUUAGAUUAUGCACAUUUAAACAAUAAGUGGCUCAGGCAAAAUAAGUCAUUUUAAUGUCAUCGUGAUGGAUUUUGCUUGACAGCUACUGUAAAUGACAAUUACACUGCGUCUCUCUGCACAUGAAAGUAAGCAUUGCAAUAAAUUAUCUUUUAUUUCAAUCCAUCAUGUCUGCUUUUCAGAAACAGAGAACCUCAAAUAAAAGUUCAGCACUAUUGUAAGAAAAAUAUAGUAAUUUGUGAUCCUGCUUGAAACAAAAAAUAAAAUGUCCCACUGUAUUGGAAAACAGUCGUUGGCUUUCAAAAAUAUGACUAAUUGUACUUAAACAUUCCUGUCAUCAGAGGGGAUCCCUGACUUUGUACAUUCCUCCAUUUAGAGACUACUGUUUGGACUGAAAACCUAGGAAGGUUAAGGUAAAUUCCAUAACUUAUCAAAUCAGCUACCUUUUGGGAUUCUUGUCUCUGAAGAGAUGAGGUCUUUCAGAGCUCAGUUCUCUGGGGACUCAUCUGAAAGUGCUAAUGAGACGCUCCAUGUGUGUGCUUGUUUCUUUAAGAGUGUGUACUUAACACAGUACUCCUCUGCCCUCUUGGGGAAUGCAGUUUUAGUCACAUAAAUUACUUGAAAUGUGUUUAAAAGUUUUAUUUAUUUAGACAGUACAAUUACUAGUACAAUAUUAAGAGGGGUCUUAACGGAAUUAAACUGAAGAAAAAAAAAGUUACAAGAAGCCCCCUAAAGGAAGUCUCUCUUCCACCUGUAAGCUGUAACUGAGCCAUGGACAGUCACGAUACAGCAAAGUGAGUUUGAAAGCUACCUUUCCACAGGUCUCCCGCAGCAUUCCCUCUGAAAGCCAUCUAGUCGUGACUGUGCGGGUCUCAUGACUGGACAUUGCCCUGUCUUAAAGGAUUUUAGCUAGAGAAAAUCAGAACAGAAGAGCUAAAGCCUGGAGUGUUAUUUUCUGACUCUGUGAAAUGUUCAGGGCAAGAAAAACCCCUCGUGCUGAGAGACAGCAGUGGUUCUAUGGUGCAUUGGUGUUGGGGAGCCAUGGCCUGACUUCUCAGCAUCUGCCUGCUCCUCUGUUCCAGCCUCUCCCCCCAACAUUGAGUUAAAGAGGUGGGUGCACACCCCACCUUCCCAUUGGUGACCACACCUGCUUUCCCACUGAAGAAGUAGAAUUUGAAUUCCUUUGGCAUUUGGAUUGUCUUUCCAAAAUCAGAUUUAAGUCCCACAACCAGGAGAAGAGUCUGUGCUCCACGGAUGUUCCGAAGUAGUUGAAAGCGCGAGUUCUCAAGCAGUGACUGAGAGCGUUAAUGGGGUUUUAUCUCACUUAAGAGUGUGCUGAAAACUACAGAUUCAAAAGGGAGACAACAGGAACAGAAGUGCAUCCUUAGCUUCCGGGAACUGAACAUGUCCAACCAGAGAACUGAGGCGAGUGUGUCCAGCUCCCCCUCCCCCAGCUAGGAAAUCCUUCAGCGCCUGCAUGUGUGACACAGAUUCUAGGAUCCCGUCGCCGGAAGUUACAUCAGGACCCAGAGAGCAAAUUGUGGCAGGAGAAGGCCCUCAAAUAUCUUUAGCACUUAGUGGUUGUAUGGCCUCAUUUAUAAGGAGGAAGAAGAGGUAGCAAGUGGGGGUGGGGAGAACCCCUAAGGGGUUUUAGAGUGGCCUUUCUUCUCAUUGAAAAUCAAAAUGAAGAUUACCCUUGUCACAUGUUUAAGGUGUACCCAUGAAGACUUCUAAUCAGUAGGAUCAUUGACAGAAAAAUAAACAAACAAAUAAAUAAGACUAGUAUUUUAUUUUAUUAUGUCUUUUAAGAAAAUACUAGCUGGGUAUAAUGGCGGAUGCUUUUAAUCCCAGGGAUCCUAGACAGGUGGAUCCCUGAGUUCAAGACCAACCUUGUGUACAAAGUGAGUUCCAAGAAAGCUAGGGCUACACAGAGCAACCCUGUCCCCCCCAAACAAAACAACAAGAAAUAAACAAAUAAAUAAACAAACACUAGAACGCUUUAUAUUGAAAUGCUUUUCAAAUUAUUGAGGCUUGUUGGGACUGAGCUAACAACUCACGGAUGUUAGAACUCAUUCUCGUGUGGGAAAAAACAAAUCCUAAUUCAGGCUGUCGUGAGGUCUUGUGGUUCUUCCUUUAUCUCCUCUCCAUCCUCUGGUUUAUAUGGUGUGUGGAACUAGGAGAGAUGGUGAGGAAGAUGUUUUCCAAAAACACCUCCUGGCCAAAGCCUGGGGUCUGCAAAGCAGCCUGGACCCCAAAGCACAGCUCCAGAGAAGAAGGCUGGCUUCUCCUCUCCAUGGCAUUGCUCAGGGUAUCUGCCCCACUGGCUGUACCAAAACUCAAUUUCCAUGCAGUGCUGCCUCUCUGCUGGUCCCAAGGACAUCCUCGUCUAAGUGGAGAAGAAUCUGGGAGUGCUUUCAAAUGUUCUUAAAAAUUAACCUAGACAUGGUGGCACAAGCGCUUGAGGUUGGUGAAUUCAGAGGCAGCUGGGAAAAAAAAAAA